AUGGCCUAUUGUGAGUCUAUGCAACUGACGAUAGUCGACAGCGUUAGGCUCAAGGUCAUAGCGCGCGGUUUCGAGAUCAUCGUGACGCUAAUGGAUGCGUACCUGGAGCCACGACUGGCGAAGAACAUCUUCUUGCAUGACAAGAUUGAUAUUAAGGCAUUUGCUCUUGUCUAUGACGGCGAGAAGUGCGCGCUUUCUCGGCGCAGUGAAGGAGUCUUCACGUUCGACGUCGCGAUGGAAAGCUAUGUGAUCAGUGUCUUCAGACCAGAAAAUCACGGUAAACACAGCGCAGGUGAUGCUACAAUAGCUGUGCUGGAAGAUGGAACGACAGCAAAAGUGGCGGGAGACAUAAAAUAA
Peronospora matthiolae is the source of this 357-nucleotide messenger RNA. Lineage: Eukaryota; Oomycota; Peronosporomycetes; Peronosporales; Peronosporaceae. The record is from the annotation of a GenBank genome assembly.